Molecule: messenger RNA, 228 nt
Organism: Penicillium brevicompactum
Lineage: Eukaryota; Fungi; Ascomycota; Eurotiomycetes; Eurotiales; Aspergillaceae
Exons: 1
Coding region: 1-228 (75 amino acids)
Source: RefSeq, a predicted model, not a curated record
AUGGCACGGUCAAAGGGAGGCCAGAAACGGCCGUUUUGGACGCUGUUUGAAGCCGCUUCCUGCGGUCUUCAUGUCACAUGCACCAAAGCCCACGGCCAGUCGCGUUUACUGCCAUCUGCGCGUCGGAUCGACCGUGUCUGGUGUUUGAGUCCAUCGAUCAACCGUCGUCCAUUCGUGCCGUCUAUUCGUGCAGCAGCCGCCGUGGAGCAAUGUCCUCACUCAGCCUGA